Messenger RNA from Stomoxys calcitrans (stable fly), 3289 nucleotides. It is a transcript of the gene betaCOP, whose product is annotated as coatomer subunit beta. The coding region runs from base 225 to 3095 and encodes 956 amino acids. The record is from RefSeq and is a predicted model, not a curated record. Gene Ontology annotation, biological process: endoplasmic reticulum to Golgi vesicle-mediated transport; intra-Golgi vesicle-mediated transport; intracellular protein transport. The transcript has 9 exons. Gene Ontology annotation, cellular component: cytoplasm; COPI vesicle coat. Lineage: Eukaryota; Metazoa; Arthropoda; Insecta; Diptera; Muscidae. Gene Ontology annotation, molecular function: structural molecule activity.
UAUCUGACACGUCAAUUUUAUCAAUAUAAAAAACACACUCCACAUAAAGUUCCGAAAAUAUUAAGAAUUUUUUAUAAUAAAAUAUCUUUGACGAAUUAAAUUACCCUCAAAAAAGUCCAAAAAAAGGGGGAAGGUAUUAAGUUCACUUGUCGGAUAAUUAAUACAGUGCAUACGUGUCGGGAAAACUAAGCAAAAAACGAGUCUAACUUUAAAGAGGAAGCAAAAUGUCACAAUCUACAGUGCCCUGUUACACCAUUAUAAAUUCCCCCGAUUUGGAGGUGCCCAAUGAAAUGCAAUUGAAGCAGGAUUUGGAGAAGGGUGAUACCAAUGUCAAAAUUGAUACUUUGAAGAAAGUUAUUCAGUUGUUGUUGAAUGGCGAGCGUUUGUCUGGCCUGAUAAUGACCAUCAUACGUUUUGUGUUGCCCGUCCAAAAUCACACUAUCAAGAAGCUGCUUCUUAUCUUUUGGGAAAUUGUACCCAAAACUUCACCGGAUGGUAAAUUGCUACAGGAAAUGAUUUUGGUGUGCGAUGCUUAUAGAAAGGAUUUGCAACACCCAAAUGAAUUUUUGAGAGGCUCGACUUUGCGUUUUUUGUGUAAACUUAAGGAACCUGAACUGUUGGAGCCGCUUAUGCCUUCAAUUCGUGCUUGUCUGGAGCAUCGCCAUUCAUAUGUGAGACGUAAUGCUGUCCUUGCCAUUUUCACCAUUUACAAGAACUUUGACUGGCUUGUACCGGAUGGCCCGGAAUUAAUUGCCAAUUUCUUGGAUACCCAGCAGGACAUGUCCUGUAAACGUAAUGCUUUCCUUAUGCUCUUACAUGCUGAUCAGGAGAGAGCACUCAAUUAUUUGGCUUCGUGCAUCGAUCAAGUGAAUAACUUUGGAGAUAUUUUGCAACUGGUCAUUGUGGAACUGAUUUACAAGGUCUGCCAUGCCAACCCCGCCGAACGUUCACGUUUUAUACGUUGCAUUUAUAAUUUACUGAAUUCUUCAUCAAAUGCUGUUCGCUAUGAAGCAGCCGGAACAUUGAUUACUUUGUCCUCAGCUCCCACAGCUAUUAAGGCUGCUGCUGGAUGCUAUAUUGAGUUGAUUGUCAAGGAGAGCGAUAACAACGUCAAAUUGAUUGUUUUGGAUCGUUUGAUUGCCAUGAAGGAUAAUGACAAUAUGGAAAAGGUUAUGCAGGAUUUGGUCAUGGAUAUCUUGCGUGUAUUGGCUGCUCCCGAUAUUGAAGUAAGGCGCAAGACUUUGGCAUUGGCUAUGGAUUUGGUUUCAUCACGCAAUAUUAACGAAAUGGUCUUGGUGUUGAAGAAGGAAGUUUCAAAAACGCACAACGUUGAGCAUGAAGAUACUGGAAAAUAUCGCCAGCUUUUAGUGCGUACUUUGCACUCUUGCUCAAUUAAAUUCCCUGAUGUGGCCGCCAGUGUAAUUCCCGUAUUAGUGGAAUUCCUAUCUGAUACCAAUGAAUUGGCCGCCGCUGAUGUCUUGAUUUUUAUAAGGGAGGCUAUACAGAAGUUCCCAUCGCUGAGAGGCUUGAUAAUUGGCCAUUUGAUAGAAGCUUUUCCACAAAUCAAGUCUUCGAAAAUCCAUCGUGCUGCCGUGUGGAUAUUGGGUGAAUACGUUGAUGAUAAGGGGCAGAUCUUGGAGGUUAUCGAUGUCAUUACUCAAACUUUGGGUGAAAUUCCUAUGGUUGAAGCUGAACAACGGCGUUUGGCUGGAGAUCAGACGGAGGAAGAGAUGUCGUCAGCAAAUGCAACACCAGCUGCACAAACAACUUCCAACUCGAAAGUCACUUCUGAUGGUACUUAUGCCACACAAAGUGCUUUCAGUGUAGCACCAGUUGCUAAGAAGGAGAAACGUCCUCCAUUGCGUCAAUAUCUCAUGGAUGGAGAUUUCUUUAUUGGUGCUGCCUUAUCAGCCACCUUGACUAAAUUGGUUUUACGUUAUGCCGAUUUGGAAGCUGAAGUGCGUUCCCAAAAUCGUUUGUCUACUCGAGUUAUGCUUAUCAUGAGUUCGAUUUUACAUUUGGGCAAAUCUGGAUUCCCAACUAAACCCAUUACCAAUGAUGACACCGAUCGCAUCUUUAUUUGUCUGCGCACUUUAAGCGAACGCACCGAAGAGGCCGUGGAAGUAUUUAAACGCUAUUGCCGCGAGGCUUUGGGUAAAAUGUUGGAUGCUCAAUCGGAAGAGGAUCAGCGUGUGCUUAAGGAGAAACAAAAAGCUGCUGCUAAAGUGCAGCCUGAUGAUCCCGUACUAUUCUCUCAACUUUCGAAUGGUCGUGAAAACCAAUUGGGUGAAAAUGUCUUCGAAUCAAGUUUAAAUCAGGCCUUAGCUGGCACCAAAUCCACCAAUAUGAGUGAUAUUACAUCACCCAAUAAUAAACUAAAUAAGGUGACACAAUUGACAGGUUUCUCGGAUCCCGUUUAUGCUGAGGCCUAUGUCAAUGUCAAUCAAUAUGAUAUUGUGUUGGAUGUCUUGAUUGUUAACCAAACAAAUGAUACUUUGCAAAACUGCACCUUGGAAUUGGCCACCUUGGGUGACUUAAAAUUGGUAGAACGUCCGCAUCCCGUUGUUUUGGCUCCUCAUGAUUUCUGCAAUAUUAAGGCUAAUGUCAAGGUUUCUUCAACUGAAAAUGGCAUUAUUUUUGGUAACAUUGUAUACGAUACAUCGAUUAACACAAAUGUUGUGGUACUCAACACCAUUCACAUUGACAUUAUGGAUUAUAUUAUCCCAGCAACAUGCACCGACACUGAAUUCAGACAAAUGUGGCAAGAUUUUGAAUGGGAAAACAAGGUUACCGUCAAUACCACAUUUACCGAUUUACAUGAAUAUCUCAAACAUUUGCUUAAGAGCACAAAUAUGAAGUGUUUAACACCUGAAAAGGCAUUAUCCGGACAGUGUGGUUUUAUGGCUGCCAACAUAUACGCCAAAUCAAUUUUCGGAGAAAAUGCUUUGGCCAAUUUAAGUAUUGAGAAACCAGUGGAUGAUCCUGAUUCCAAAGUGACUGGUCACAUUAGAAUACGUGCAAAGAGUCAGGGCAUGGCCUUGAGUUUGGGUGAUAAAAUCAGCUCAUCUCAAAAACUGUGUGUGCAAGCUUCAUAAAAUAAUAAUCAAGUUCAUUCCAAAAAAAUAUGAUUUUUUUCUUCUCUUUUGUGCAUUAAUUUUAAGUAUUUUACUCGUUCAAGAUUUAUAUGUUAUUGCAACCAUGUAAAAGAAACUACGUAUAUUAGAAAACACAUACAUUUACAUCAAAAAUAAUAAUAUUAAUAAAGUAAUUAAAGCUAUACAAAAACCUA